UCAGCUCCCUAUACUGCUGUCUGAUGUCGGUUUUAUUGCAUUUAUUCUGAGGAAUUCGGUCGAUUCGUUAGCUUCAUAUUCGAUGCAUUUCAUUAUCGGUGAGCAUUUGAAGUAAAGGAAAACAAUUUUUGAAAUCUGUGUUGACGUCGCUUGCGCGUUUUUAAUAAAUUCGGACCCGCGCACGGUCGGGCUUUCCGACGAGAAGAGAAAUGGUGCGCAAGGAGGAGAUAGUCGUUUGGUUCUCGCGUCAGCCCAGCCACCAAAGGCUGGACGUCCUCUGCACUUUGGCCUCUAUCUGUCUACCGCUCGAGCUGCGAUUCCUCAACACUUGUGUUGAUUUUCUGGCUAGGAACAAAACACCUUCAGCCAGAGAUGCAGAAAUCCUAGCUGCACUGGAGAAGAACUGCCUGCAGUUGAAUGAAGUUGACCUGCAUGAUGAGGGGUCACGCAGAAAACUCAUCUUGGCCCUUACUUUGCUUCAUGCUGGUAACCGGAUUGUAGCCAACACCAUUUACAGGAUUUUGUGCAGCACUUUCUCCGACAUGAACAUGUUUGGACCAGACAUCACCAUCGAGUCUAGCCUGGAACUAAAUUUGAUAUUUACCAUGGCUCUGCAUCAUCCCAGUUUCACUUUUGAGGAGAAGGACAAGCUGGGAGAUAUCUACCUAUGCAUGCAAUCUCGUUUACCUGGGCUGAGGCCAACCUCUGACAGUGUAUCCCCUGUUCCUGCUUCAACUCCUAGCCCGCAGCCUCAAAGCAGUCCCCCAGAUAUCUCAGAACGAUCUCUCAACAAUGGCUCCAACAGUAGCAGCAGCAGCAGUAGCAGUAGCCAUAACAGUACCAAUAGCAACAGUAGGAAUAAGACAGUGCAGAAUGAACGGCCGACAAUCCGUCGCAACCGAAACAGCCCCAAGUCAAAUGGAUCUGCUAUGAUGGAUCCUUUCACGACACAGCUUAAAGAACAGCUGGGUAAAGACCGACUACCGAAAGGUUGGAGACAAUUUGAGAAUGUUUCUUUUACCGAGCUUAUGAGUUAUAGCGACCAGGAUUUCAUUAGUUGUGGACUCAGUUUGAACUUCGUUAGCCAGUUACGAAAGGUGCUGAAUCAGUACAAUCACAAGUCAAACGGGCUGGUAAUUCCUAAUGAAGAGACCAAAGUGGCUCAACAAAUCCACAGCAAGUCCACUACGUCGACAGCAUCUCGGCCCAGCCUGGUGAAAACCUGUAUGGGCCCACCUAACGUUCAGCCCGCCUUCAAAAACAGUCAGCGAAUCACGACAGCAGCAAUAGAAAACCAACCACAGCAACAUUAUCAGCAGCAACAACAAUAUCAACAGCAGCAGCAUCACCAGCAACAACAUCAUCAACAACAAAAUCAUCAACAACAAAAUCAUCAACAACAGUUGCAGCAAGAUUCGUUAACCAAUCGUGCAGGGUCAUCAUCAAGCAGUGGCAGCAGUAGCUUGGAAACGUGCAGCCCACCGAGCAGCCCAACAGACUCGAGCAGUAAUGCUCCUAGAGAUCAUCGAAAACACUAUCCAGUUCCGCAGAGUGUGAUGGUUCUCAAUCCAGGAACAAGACCACAGACUCGUCUGCCGUCUUCGGGUACGGUAGCUAACGCGCCUUUGCGUGGUGCCAACAACAUUGGCUUUCCGCGACCGAUGGGCGCCACUAGCAAUAAUUCUGCUGGCCCAAUGCGACAACAGCAGCAGCAGCCAAUCUCUACGACGACAAGCAGAGCAGCAUCACAGCCCAGAGAAAUGUCCUUUCCCGUCAGUCUUUCUUACGCGGUACCCGCCCAACAACAGCAAAAGCAGGUCGUCCAACCUUCUUCGGCCCCAGUACAGGCCACGUCUUUCAUUGUUGAUAGCAGCACUCCUCCGCCUCACCUGGAAGCUCAGGCAGCAGUAGUAGCCCAAACACAGCAGCCUGCGCAGUCUCCUGCCCCGACAUUAUCCGUCUACCCGUACCAAUACCUGCAUUUGCCUAACGGAGAUGGGACACCACCCUUCCCCCAGCACCCAUUCACUUUUAUUUCUGGUCCGCCGCCAAACUCUGCUGGACUUCCCGGCAAUGCACGAGCACCAGGUCCACAUGACAUGAUUUAUCCACCCCAGUCGUAUGUAGUGCAGGGUCAAAUCGUCGCUCAACCUCUUGGUUCUCAUCACGGGUCCAGUGUCACUAAUGGACGGCCAUCGUUAAUGGAAAUACCGUACUUACCGCCGGGUGCGUUAUUCAUUCGUUCUGACCAAACCGGUUCCACGGACUACAGUCGGCCACCACCUCCUGGCUCUCAGUCAUCUGGUGGAGGUCCUAGUCCGAUUCCGGGCAACAAUUCAUGUUUUAACUGCGGUGCAUCUGGGCAUCGUGGUACUCAGUGCCAACAAAUUACGUUCGAUGAAAUAAUCAAUCCCUCACCCGCUUAGUGGGAAUCGUUUCACAUGCAACACG
Messenger RNA from Daphnia carinata, 2451 nucleotides. RefSeq lists its product as uncharacterized. The coding region runs from base 210 to 2426 and encodes 738 amino acids. The record is from RefSeq and is a predicted model, not a curated record. Lineage: Eukaryota; Metazoa; Arthropoda; Branchiopoda; Diplostraca; Daphniidae. The transcript has 4 exons. Gene Ontology annotation, molecular function: zinc ion binding; nucleic acid binding.